Messenger RNA from Soboliphyme baturini, 273 nucleotides. The record is from the annotation of a GenBank genome assembly. NCBI's taxonomy places the organism in Eukaryota, Metazoa, Nematoda, Enoplea, Dioctophymatida, Soboliphymatidae.
AUGAACCAACCGACCAAAACCGCACAGCAGCCGCCUUGGCGAUUGAUUGGUAACGGCAGCCGCAGGCCUAUCCACGCCUCGUCAGCGAUCCGUCUGCUCAUUGGUUGGUUUGGAUGGCAGAAAGUUGGUAGGGCGGGGCGGGGCGGAGCGGUUAGAAAAGAAUGCCAGUCGAUCGAUAUUCCUGUCGGUUGGGUCAAGAUACCGAGUCUGUAUGCAGAUAGGUGUUUGCUGGACCGACAGCUUAUCGAAUGGCCUAAGCCCACCGACAGCUGA